Messenger RNA from Aureobasidium melanogenum CBS 110374, 1239 nucleotides. Its product is annotated as Annexin. Gene Ontology annotation, molecular function: calcium-dependent phospholipid binding; calcium ion binding. Gene Ontology annotation, cellular component: cytoplasm. The record is from RefSeq and is a predicted model, not a curated record. The annotation marks the transcript as partial. The transcript has 2 exons. Lineage: Eukaryota; Fungi; Ascomycota; Dothideomycetes; Dothideales; Saccotheciaceae.
GGUCUGAAUGUGCGUAUGGACCGUCUGUCAGUCAGUGGCAACAGACCAGACUCAGCUGGGACAUUACCUCCACCCAGUCCCUUGCUAGAAGCAUAUCGAGGAACCUAUCAAUCCGUAUCUCCCAUGAUAGCACCAAUGAGAUUAUCUUCAGACAGUGAUCUCGACAAGUUAUCCUCACUCUCACCCGGUCCAUCCUCCGACAGCAAACACCACAGACGCUCCAGAAGCAGCACCUCCAAAAUCGACUUCUCCAGCGCAGAACCCAAAAAGCGAGCCAGACUCUACGACGCAGAAAAAGACGCUCUAGCCCUCAACGAAGCAAUCUCGCACCACAGAAUCGACGUCGACACAAUCUGCACAAUCCUUCCCAAACUAACCCACGACCAAAUUCUCGAACUGCGAAAGGAGUACAAGAAACAUGUCAAAGUUCAAGGCAGAGGCAUCAACAUUGCCAAACACAUGAAACUCAAACUCUCCGGCAACUUUGGAAAAGCAGUUUAUGUGUGUGCGUUGGGAAGAUAUGAGAGCGAAGGCUAUUGGGCAAAUUUUUGGUAUCAGUCCCACAGCAGUAGACGCGAGUUACUGAUUGAAAGCUUGAUGGGACGCAGUAAUGCCGAAAUACGACAAAUCACAGAGUCCUUCAAGGAUAAACGGUACAAUGAUGAUUUGAUCCGGUGUAUGGAAAAGGAACUUAAGCCAAAUAAGUUCAGUGUUGCCGUCUUGACUGCACUGGAAGCUAGGAGACAAGAGGAAAAUGAGGUGUACCCGAGGCAAUAUGUUGACAAGGAUGUGGAUGUGUUGAACAGGUGCUUGAUAGCCAAGGAAGGCGGAGAAAGCACCAUGUUGGAGAUUGUGGUUAGAAGGAGCGAUGCACACUUGCGAGAGGUGUUGAAGGCAUAUGAACGUCGUUUCGGUGUCAAUUUCGCGAGGGAGGCAUUGAAGAAGAGCAAUAAUCUUGUGGGAGAAGUAAGCACCCACGUCCUCAACGGAGCAAUCAACCGCCCAGCACGAGACGCCCUCCUCCUGCACCACGCCAUCUCCGACAUUAGCACCCACAACCACACCGAAGAACUCCGCUACGAACUCCUCAUCUCCAGACUCAUCCGCGUGCACUGGGACCAAGCACAUUUAGCUCGUGUCAAGCGCGAAUAUGUCGAGAAGUAUCACAAGGAACUCGACCAAGCUGUUGAGGAUGCCACAAAAGGUGACUUCAGAGAGUUCAUGUUUGAGAUUUGUAAG